AUGAGCAUUGAAGCUACCUUCAGAGGAUAUAUCGAAUCAACCCAAGACACACUUCUCAUAUUCGAAGCCUGUAGAAGAGGACAUUUACCAAAAAUAUGCAGGCGACUACAAGAGAAAGAACGUAAAAUUGUUCAGUCGGGGAGUGUAUUCGUGUUUGACGAACGAGAAUCUGGAAUUAAGCGUUGGACUGACGGCUUGGUCUGGAGUCCAUCCCGCAUUCUUGGAAAUUUUUUGAUUUAUCGCGAAUUAGAUAAGCGUGCUCCCGCCGGUAAAAAAGAGACUGUACCCGUUGAGAGACAACGCAGCAAUAGCCUGGAUACCGAGUCUCAAGCGGAAAAGAACAAGGAACGAGCUCUCGUUGGGAGCUUAACGAAUUCAUAUCGAUUUAAAAAAGGCGGAUUAAUAAAGAAAACCAUGUCAAUAGUUGUCAAUGGUGUUGCUCAACAUAUGAUCAGCUAUUACACCAAAGAGGACGUAUUAGCUGGCAAAUUGAAAACACCAUCGGCAACGCCGAACCUCGCGAUGCUAGAAAUUUCUUCAGAAUUUCUAGUCAAACAGAACUUUCGAAUCCCUCCUCAGAUAGAACCAGUAUAUGACCAAAAUGAGCCCCAAAAAUUGGAUUAUGGAAAGCAUCCGAAUGGUAUUCCUUCUAGGAUGAGCAGUAUUGGAAGUACGAACAGUCCAACGAGGUUAUCAACCCACGGGAUGGAGUAUGUUCAUACUCCGAUAAAGUUGGAGACCGAUAACGCCAAUGCAAUGGUUUCAGAUGGAUAUCGGCAACCACCAAUUGCUGCUUCAGCAUAUACGAACAGUCCGCCACAAUCUUUUGCUCCACUUCAUUCAAGUUUUGGUUACGGAGCAAACCAUUCUUCGAAUGCGGGACAUGAAACAACUUCGCUGCCUAUUCCGUCUGUUCGACCAUUUCCUCCUCAUCGGCAAGCAUCCUAUCAUGAGUUUCCACCCGUCUCACCACACAUAAAUCCGCCACACAGACGACCGCGUAUGAGAUCGGCACCCGCCAUUCAACAAACAACGCCGCAGUCCCUAAUACCAACUAUAACGACUUCACCUAUGUCAGGUCAAUCCGCUCCUCAUCACAUCGGUGCUGCAAAUUCAGACCUUAGUUACUACGCACACUCGGCAAACAGUUGGGCAGAUCAUUCAUUCACGCCGUAUCACUCAUCACAAGGAACUUCAAAUCAACCAUCAACAUCUGGUCUUUCAUCAUCUAAUCACAUGUCAACUGGCGGUGCACAUUCGGAAACGAGUGGCGAUGUAUUCUAUAAUACCACGACUGCUCAUAAUGAGACUGUGUAUGGAAGUAGCACAUAUAGCGAACUGCCGACUACAAUCCCCGAAUUGUAUAAUCCAACACAUUCUUCACAAAGCUCAAUCUCCAAUUCUCAUUCUCAUUCCCAGCAGCAGCAGCAACAACAACACAGUACAGCAUCAUCUCCGACGAUGCGAUCAACUUCAUCGCCCCCUCAUACGUCAAAUCAUGCACCAAUCACACCUCCUCUGACUUCAGCAAAUACAAACCAUACCGCUAUUAUCAAUGCAGGCAGCAAUAAUAGUGGGGGAUUCUUUGCACCUACACCGUCUUUUGGAUAUACACCAUAUUACGCGUCAAAUUUCGUUAAAAACGAUGCAUAUCCGUCGGCAAUGCCGGCUAAUUCCUUGUGUGUUCCGUAUUAUGCUCGAGAGGGAGAUUUUUAA
Paraglomus occultum is the source of this 1716-nucleotide messenger RNA. Lineage: Eukaryota; Fungi; Glomeromycota; Glomeromycetes; Paraglomerales; Paraglomeraceae. The record is from the annotation of a GenBank genome assembly.